Messenger RNA from Gambusia affinis (western mosquitofish), 2807 nucleotides. RefSeq names its product solute carrier family 5 member 9 (gene slc5a9). Gene Ontology annotation, cellular component: plasma membrane. The transcript has 14 exons. Gene Ontology annotation, biological process: transmembrane transport. The record is from RefSeq and is a predicted model, not a curated record. The coding region runs from base 86 to 2050 and encodes 654 amino acids. NCBI's taxonomy places the organism in Eukaryota, Metazoa, Chordata, Actinopteri, Cyprinodontiformes, Poeciliidae. Gene Ontology annotation, molecular function: D-glucose:sodium symporter activity.
AGUUGCAUUUAACCAAGUUUGUCAGUUGAGCAAAGCACAAUUUUACUCAGACAGAAGCAGUGAUACAUCUACUGGAAAACUCAACAUGGCAGCCAGUACAGCUACAGCCUGGAAUUCCAUUGGAUUUACCACAGAUGUUCCCCCAAGCCACAGUCUCAGUGUGGAUGCUGCAGACAUUGCUGUUGUUGUAAUUUACUUUAUUAUAGUCAUGGUGAUUGGAAUCUGGUCAUCAGUGCAAGCUAAUCGGACCACUGUGGGGGGAUAUUUUUUGGCUGGUCGUUCCAUGACAUGGUGGCCAAUUGGAGCCUCCCUGAUGUCAAGUAAUGUUGGCAGCGGUUUGUUCAUUGGACUUGCAGGAACAGGAGCAGCAGGAGGCAUUGCUGUUGGAGGAUUUGAAUGGAAUGCAGCAUGGGUCCUGGUGGCUCUGGGUUGGAUCUUUAUCCCUGUCUACAUCUCUGCUGGUGUGGUGACCAUGCCUGAAUACCUGGCCUUGCGUUUUGGAAACCGUAGGAUCCGCAUAUACAUGUCUGUUUUAUCCCUGAUUCUCUACAUCUUCACAAAAAUAUCAACAGAUAUGUUUUCAGGAGCAUUGUUCAUCCAGGUGUCACUGGGCUGGAAUCUCUAUCUGUCUACAGCCAUAUUGCUGUUGGUUACAGCUGCUUACACUGUGGCAGGUGGUUUGGCAGCGGUCAUCUAUACUGAUGCACUACAGACCUUGAUCAUGGUUGGUGGAGCCCUUUCGUUGAUGUUCAUGGCUUUCAUUAAGGUGGGCUGGUAUGAGGGCCUUGUAGAUCGCUACAUGUCAAGCAUUCCCACAGUGACAGUUGAAAACACGACCUGCCAUAUUCCUCGUCCUGAUGCAUUCCACAUGUUCAGAGAUCCUGUGUCAGGAGAUUUACCUUGGCCAGGGUUAAUUUUUGGCCUUACUGUGCUGGCUACAUGGGUCUGGUGUACUGAUCAGGUAAUUGUUCAGAGAUCACUGUCAGCCAAAUCCUUGUCUCAUGCCAAAGGAGGCAGCGUUUUGGGAGGGUACCUAAAACUGCUGCCCAUGUUCUUCAUUGUGAUGCCCGGCAUGGUAAGCCGAGCACUCUUCCCAGAUGAGGUUGGAUGUGUGGAUCCAGCACUGUGUCAGAGAAUAUGUGGAGCAUCCGUUGGCUGCUCUAACAUUGCUUACCCCAAACUAGUGGUAGAAUUAAUGCCUAUUGGUUUACGUGGUCUGAUGCUGGCUGUAAUUUUGGCUGCUCUGAUGUCAUCUUUGACAUCAAUUUUUAACAGCAGCUCCACUAUAUUUACUCUGGACCUUUACCACAAAGCAAGACCAAGAGCUUCAGAGAUGGAACUUAUGAUUGUUGGAAGGAUUUUCGUCCUCGUCUUGAUGUGUGUUAGCCUGUUGUGGAUUCCAGUUGUCCAGACAGCCAACAGUGGACAGCUUUUUGAGUACAUCCAAUCUGUGACCAGCUUUUUAGCACCACCAAUUACUGCUGUCUUCAUAAUGGCAAUCUUCUGGCCUCGGGCCAAUGAGCAGGGGGCAUUUUGGGGUCUGAUGACAGGCCUGGUGAUAGGACUGGUCCGCAUGAUUCUGGAGUUCUCCUAUACAGCACCGUCCUGUGGUCAGCCUGAUCAUCGGCCCUCUAUUUUAACUGAUGUCCAUUACCUUUACUUUGCUCUCAUUCUACUGGCUCUUACAUGCCUAGUAAUUGUUGCUGUCAGCUUGUUGACUGCUCCAAUACCAAAAGAAAAUCUCCACAGACUAACCUGGUGGUCCAGAUUUAAUCUUGAGCCUCGCAUCGACCUCACAACUCCUGAAAGGGUACCAGAUCCAGAGAACUCUGUUAGCUCUGAGACUGAACAGUUUCAACCACCUACAUGGAAAAGAGUUGCUAUGUGGCUCUGUGGCCUGAGUAGUCCAAGCUCACAAUCUGCACCACCAAAUACACAAAGUAAUGAUCUGAACCUUCUGCAUGAGAAACCUGUUUGGAGGAAAGUCUGCAAUUUUAACGCUGUGCUGCUUCUGGCUUUUAAUGUGUUUCUCUGGGGAUAUUUUGCAUAAAGUUGUGUUUAGAACUUGUAGCAUGUUAUCUCAGUAUCUGUGGAGGAGUUCUCUCUAAUGUAAAGACACAUUGUAAGGUGGAACUAAGAUGAUUUUCUUGUUUCAACAAACUAAUAUGUGAAUGUGAUGUUUCAAUAUUCAAAUACUUGAUGAAAAGCUGAAAUUUAUGAUUGAUAAAUUCAAUGUAUACAGACAUUAAGAAUCAAAUCAGUUCUAUAGAUGUAUAAUAACAGUAUGAUUUACAAUCCUCAUCAGAAGUAGUACUGAUCAUAUUUGGUUUGAAAGUCCACCUUGAAAAUAGUUUUUAAUAAAUUGUGAGACCAAAUCAAAUUCUCCUCCAUCUGCCAUUGUGGGCAUAAAAUAAAAAUAAAUUUGCAAGUCUUAAUGUGUGCAGAGCAGAUUGCUGAGGACUUCAGACGUUAUUGUGGACCUUCUAGCUCCCCUGUGAGGAGAAUUGGACAGCUGACUGAUUAAAAAGGACUAUUAAUUGCCAGAUAGUUUAAUUAAUGUAGGCUUACUUUACUGAUUUAGAAAGUCUGGGCAUAUUAGAUUGCUCCUGUCAACGCAUAGACACAUCUGAUUUUGUGAAACAUAGACAUGUAUGGGAAUUUGUGCAGCCAAGAAAAACAUUACAAGCAAAGAAAAUAGACUAUUGGAAUAAUUUUUUAUUGGUCUGGAGUAAUAUUCUAAUUCUGAAUGCCAUGUAUUUAGUAGCUGUAAGCACAAAUGCAUAAUUAACAAAAAAAUAAAGGCUUUC